AUGACCAAUUCGCGGGAGGGGCUCCGUACCCUGCAGGGCCGGCUGGAGUACGUGGAGCGUCGUGAGAAGGAGCGCGAGCAGGACCUGUACGAGCAGCUGAGGGAUCUACAGCUGGAGCUCUCACAGGUGCGGGACGACUUUGGCGCCGCCGAGACGGCGUGCCGACAGGAGAUGUCACGCCUGCGGCAGGAGUGGCAGACCACAACUGUGGCAGCGGCGGAGGCGCAGAAGAAGGCGGAGGCCAUUUGGCGCGAUCUUGUGGCGGACGAGCGGGAGCGCCUCGUGACGGAGCAUCGGCAGCGGGAGCGGGAACGAUUUGACGCCCUCCAUCGAGUAGUGGGAACCCUUGCUGAGGCGUUGGCUGGCCUCUCAGACACUGUGUCGGUGAUCAGCACGGGGAACAGCGAGCUUUCAGCACAAGUCGAGCAGGAGUUGAAGCAGCACCGAUCAUGGUUGGAAAGGCACAAGGGCGAAGAGGCCGGAUUUUUAAAGCUUUUUAAGGAGACUUGUACGCAGCUGCAGGACGCCCUUUGUUCUGAGCGGCGGGCGCGGGAAGAAAGUAUGAACCGUAUCGAGGAGUUGCUGACACGCCGUGAUGAUGGUGCUGCUACGGCCCCCGCCUCGAAGAUUCACCGUUUCUAG
This is a messenger RNA of Trypanosoma rangeli, 642 nucleotides long. RefSeq lists its product as uncharacterized. The transcript has a single exon. The record is from RefSeq and is a predicted model, not a curated record. Bases 1 to 642 code for a protein of 213 amino acids. NCBI's taxonomy places the organism in Eukaryota, Euglenozoa, Kinetoplastea, Trypanosomatida, Trypanosomatidae.